UAUCAAUUCAAGGUCAGGAUGUUUGUAUUUUAAUCAGUCUGCUUGGCCCUCUGAAUGGCUCUAGGACUAUCUGUACUUUCUACCGAUUCUUUUAUAUAAAUCAACCACAAUGGCUUCAAAAAUGUUGAAACUACUAAAAUCCGAAUCCCACCUCCUGCAUAGAAGCUACAGCAGCUCAGCUCCAUCCACUAAACUUUACAUUGACGGACAGUAUGUCGAAUCAAAGACUAGCAAAUGGAUUGAGCUCACCAACCCAGCCACAAACGAAGUUAUUGGCAAAGUACCAGAAGCGACGCCAGAUGAACUGAACGCAGCACUAGAGUCGGCAAAGAGAGCGUACAAAUCAUGGGGCCAAAGCACUGUCAUGACCCGUCAGCAACUUAUGUUCAAAUUCGCACGUCUGUUGCGAGAGAACGCGAGCAAGCUGGCGGCUAAGAUCACAGAAGAACAGGGCAAAACUAUUGCUGAUGCCGAAGGUGACGUGCUUAGAGGAAUUCAGAGUGUCGAGCACUGCUGCAGUAUCACUAGUCUACAACUCGGCGACAGUAUUCAGAACAUUGCCAAGGACAUGGACACACACUCCUACAAGACUCCUCUUGGUGUGGUUGGUGGUGUCGCUGCAUUCAACUUCCCCGUAAUGAUUCCUCUGUGGAUGUUCCCGCCGGCGUUGGUUACUGGCAACACAUGCAUCAUCAAACCCUCAGAGCAGGACCCUGGUGCUACCCUUAUGACCAUGGAGUUACUGAAGGAAGCCGGCGCCCCUCCUGGUGUAGUCAACGUAGUCCACGGCACGCACGACGUAGUGAACUUCCUCUGCGACCAGCCGGAUAUUAAGGCGGUGUCGUUUGUCGGCGGAGACGCGGCUGGCAAGCACAUUUAUAAGAGGGCUUCUGCUGCAGGCAAGCGCGUACAAAGCAACAUGGGUGCGAAGAACCACGGCGUCAUAAUGCCCGACGCGAACAAGGAGCAUACAUUGAACCAACUGACGGGUGCAGCUUUCGGUGCAGCUGGCCAGCGUUGUAUGGCGCUUAGCACCGCCAUCUUUGUUGGCGAAGCCAAGGAAUGGAUCCCAGAUCUAGUGGCCCGCUCCCAAGCGCUGAAGGUGAACGCGGGUCAUGUACCUGGCACUGACGUCGGGCCUGUUAUCUCCGUCAACGCUAAGAACAGGAUCCUCCGCCUCGUCGAGUCUGGUGUAAAAGAAGGCGCCAAGAUCGCUUUAGACGGACGCAACAUCAAAGUAUCCGGCUUCGAGAAAGGCAACUUCGUCGGACCGACCAUCCUCACAGGCGUUCAACCCAGCAUGGAGUGCUACAGGGAGGAGAUUUUUGGCCCCGUCCUCAUUUGUUUAUUCGUCGAUACCCUUGAUGAUGCUAUUAACAUGAUCAACAGCAACCCUUAUGGUAAUGGAACCGCAAUCUUUACCACAAACGGAGCAACAGCAAGAAAAUUUGCGUCAGAGAUCGACGUUGGUCAAGUAGGAGUAAAUGUACCUAUCCCAGUUCCACUAUCUAUGUUCUCGUUCUCUGGUACACGAGGCAGCUUUUUGGGAACCAACCACUUUUGCGGUAAACAAGGUAUUGACUUUUUCACUGAAUUGAAAACGGUCGUUUCAUACUGGAGACAGAGUGAUGUAUCUCAUACAAAAGCUGCUGUCUCCAUGCCCACUCAACAGUAGAUCAUUAUAAGCAGCUAUAUACAGGGUAUUACAAAAUUGUUUAAAGAGCAUUCCACCAGGCGGUCAGUCUGUCUGUUUGCUAAAAGUAACAAUGUAAAGGCAUUCCAUAAAAAAACCCAUUGAAACCUUUAUUUUAACUUGUAGUAAUACUCAUACGUAAAAAUAACAGAUGCCCCGAAAUCUGUCUAAGUUUUGAGUACAAAUUUAUAAAUGCGAAUUAUUUAUUGCCUUAGGUAUUAUAUUAUAAUUUGUAUCGGUAAAUGGUUAUUUAUGUAUAAAAUUAUGUCUUCCAUUUUAUAAUAUAUAGUAAGGUAAUAUUGUUGAUUAAUUAGUAAUAUGAACACUUGUUUUCUUCGACACCGAAUUGUUCUUCUAAUAAAUUAUUGU
This is a messenger RNA of Hyposmocoma kahamanoa, 2062 nucleotides long. Its product is annotated as probable methylmalonate-semialdehyde dehydrogenase [acylating], mitochondrial. Gene Ontology annotation, biological process: L-valine catabolic process; thymine catabolic process. Bases 110 to 1675 code for a protein of 521 amino acids. Gene Ontology annotation, molecular function: methylmalonate-semialdehyde dehydrogenase (acylating, NAD+) activity; malonate-semialdehyde dehydrogenase (acetylating, [NAD(P)+]) activity. NCBI's taxonomy places the organism in Eukaryota, Metazoa, Arthropoda, Insecta, Lepidoptera, Cosmopterigidae. The record is from RefSeq and is a predicted model, not a curated record. Gene Ontology annotation, cellular component: mitochondrion. The transcript is spliced from 10 exons.